GAAAGAGAAGGGGAAACGGAACAGAGCGAGCGUAUAAGGCUAAGCUGGAGGUGAGAUCCGUAGCUUCGUCCAUCGGGAGACGACCGAUGCCUUGAAAGAGGAGAGAGCGGAGGAGUCGCUCGCAGCCCGCCUGGGACAAACGCCAGCUGACAUUCGACUGAUAUUUACGAAAAGGGGGACGCGGUGGACGCUGACCAGCGAGCACGUCGCCUCUUAGAAGAAUGGAGGGACGGGACCGUGGCCUUUAGGGACCACCAGGACCGGGUGAAAUGACGCUUUUGUGUUUGUGGUUGAUGCCAGAGCCCUGAAAGCUCCGCGUGUCCUGAAGGAGCGGGUUGAAUUCGCCGCUCAGACCGAGCUCGCAGCUCUGAAGCGUCGGCUGAACAUUUACGCUACUUGGCUCCGCUUGACAGGCGCUGUCUGUUCUGAGAUGGCUGUCCUCCUCCUCUAUAUUCCCACAAUGUUGGCUCUACUGGCCCUGUUCCCCUCAUCCUCUCUGGGCUGCCCCUCAGGCUGCCGCUGUUACAGCCUGACAGUUGAGUGCGGCUCCAUCGGACUGAGAGAGAUACCGCGGGGUAUCAUUCACGGCACGCAGACGAUUUUCCUGCAGGACAAUGCCAUUGGUCAGAUACGAGCGGAGGACUUAUCAGGCCUGGGCUGCCUUCACUACCUUUACUUGCAGAACAAUAGCAUUUCAGCUCUAGAGCCUGGAGCCUUCGUAAGCCUGGGUCAACUGCUGGAGCUCGCCCUAAAUGGGAACCGUCUCCACCUGAUCUCUGCUGAUGUCUUCCGUGGCCUGGAGCACCUGCGUAUCCUCUACCUGGCAGGGAACAGGAUCACCCGACUGGAAGACUACACUUUCCGUGGACUGCAGCGUCUGCAGGAGUUGCACUUGCAGGAGAACACAAUGGAGGUACUGGAUGAGCAGGCUCUGGUUGGCCUGUCCUCUCUGGCUUUGCUAGACCUUAGCAGGAACAACCUGAGGACCCUCAGUCCUGCCACACUGAGACCCCUCAUUAGCCUACAGGUGCUCCGCAUCACAGAUAACCCAUGGCGCUGUGACUGUGCCCUCCACUGGCUUCGCGGCUGGAUAAACGAGGAGGGCCAGCGGCUCUUGAGCUCAGCCGAGCGCAGGCUGGUUUGCACAGAGCCUCCACGCCUCUCUCACCUAAGCCUGGUGGAGGUUCCAGCCAACAGCCUGGUGUGCAUCCCACCUGCUGUACAACUGGAGCCCAGUCACCUGACGGUGAGGUUGGGAGAAAGCCUGCGAGUGUCCUGCCAAGCUUCGGGCUACCCCCAGCCUCAGGUUACCUGGAGAAAGGCAUCCCACGGCAAAGCCCAGCUGUCCCCCCGAGGGCUUGUACAGGAGGUAGGGAUGGAAGGGGACAGUAGGGCUGGUGGAAGGCUAGUGACAGCCAGGCCUAGUGGUAAUGGGGGUAAUGUGGGUGGCAGGGGUUCAGCACGAGGCAUAGAGGAUAAUGGAGACAGGGACAACUUUGAUCCAGAUACGGGUAGUGGGAUGCUGUUCCUGAGCAAUGUGACUGUGGCCCAUGCAGGACGUUAUGAGUGCGAAGCUUGGAAUCCUGGGGGAGUUGCCCGGGUGACCUUUCACCUCUCCGUCAACAUGUCUUCUUCGUCAUCGUCCUCAGCUGUCUGGCCUCGUCUGCACUCCCCAUCAUCCUCGUCUUCCUCUUCCUCCUCAAACUAUCAUCCAUCCUCAGGGGAUGUCAGCCAGGAGCCUCUUUAUGAGCUGGAGAGCAUGGACUUCAAUGCCCUGGGCACUGCCACCCAGACGGCCAUCGCCGUUGGCAUCUCUCUUCUUGCUCUGACUGCAUUGCUGCUGCUCUGCAUGAUCUACGGCCGCCACCGUCAGCGGCAGAAAGAGGAGGGUGAUGGCUAUGGGCCAAGCAAAGAGGAGUCCAUCCUUUAUGUCAAUGACUAUUCCGAUGGACCCACCACCUUUGCACAGCUUGAGGAGUAUAGGGAUGAGCGGGGCCAUGAGAUGUACGUGCUGAACCGUGCCAAGCCUGUGCUGCCCCCACCGCCUGUCCCAGGGCAGCAGGGCAUUCUGCAUUCUGAGUCACUCCAGGGCCAAGGAGUCCUGACCCCAGGAAGAGUAGCAGGCAUUGGCCCCCGCAGGGCUCCUGCAGAGGGUGGUGAGGGACCUCCGCCAGACCCAGAGGGACUGUUCAUCAACCAGAGCCUGCUGUUUGACACACAGAUCGCCUACGAGAUCCACUGCUGAGGGAGACCAGCAUAGGGAAGUUGAGAGGAAAAGUGGUCCAGAAAGCCAUUUACAGAAAAGGUCAUUUGUUGCACAUGGCAUUUGAAGUAAGAGUUGCUCAACAGUGGGAUCUCUUGGUGUGUUCAAGGAUACUCUACCUAAUUCUGUUUUUGUUCUGAGAGCAAAAAUGCUUUGAUUAUUAUUAGAUUUAAAGAGGAACAUGGAGGUUGCUUCGGAAGGACGUUGAUGGCUUAUCUUGACACAAGAUAAGUACGUGAUGGAAAUUACUUUGACUAACAUGAUGCUUUAGAAUCUGGAAAAAAGAAGUCUGGCUACUGAAUACCUUCAAAUCAACAGGUCAAAUGAACCUAUCAAAUAGAGGGCCAGAGUACUAUAUAUGUCCUUUUCCUUUAUUUUAGACCACUUUAGAAGUGGCGAGGAAUCUUGGGGAGUAGGCUGCUGUAGUCACACAGUCCACUGACCUACUUUUUGAGAGCAGAGGUGAGAAUAGAGAAGGACAUUUUUGAGACUGUGUAAAUCUUUUUUUUUUUUUGUUCUUGCUUCUGCCAGCCAGUGUGAAUAGCUUUGAUGUCCAUCCUCACCAUCCAUUCUAACUCUUUCUUUAUAUUUUGAGAAUCUGUUUGUUUUGCUUUCAUACAUAUUCAUGAAUUUUGUGUGCAUUCUCAUGCAUAUGAGAGAGACAGAGGGGACUACAGGAAAAAAGUGUGAGAGAUGUUACGUCAGUAUUUGUGAAAGCCACAAAAUAAGUGUUUAGCGAGCAUAAUAUUCUCUCACACUCUUGACCUCUAUUUGAAUAACACUGUGAAAAUAAAUCUCUAGACACUAGAUUUUUAGAUCGGUUGCCAACGUUUCUAGAAAUGAAUAGUGGCUGGUAAGUCAUCAGAUGGCAUUUGGGUUGACAUUCUAAUAUUUUUCUGUGGAGCUGAAGGUAAUUUUGUACGCGUGUGGUGUGAGUGACCAGGUUGUACAGAAAAUGCCUAUUAAUCACUUCAGGGUAUAUAAACACUCAUCUCAACUGGUUAAAGUUGGUGACAUCUGAAGGUGUUAAGCUUCUGCUCAGCACAAUAGUAUAUAUUUAUUUCUGUUACUGUCAAAUGUCUAAUAAAUGUGAAGUCCCUGUUUUAUGUAAAUAAAAUAUGCUUUUUGAUCCAGCUUUGGAUCUCGCUUUCUUAUAAGACACACAGGGGAAACUUCCACAGUAAUCAUAUAUUCUGGAAUUGUUUUUUUACAAACAGCAACCUCUUUGCAUUAUUUUGCUGCAACUGGAGAGACAGUAAUGAUGAAAGGAGCUGGGAUAAGAUUUAUUUGCAUCUCAAAUACUGGGACCCAGCGCUAAAUACCAAGGCAAAUGUUUAAUUGACAAUUUAACAUGUACUGGUGUGUAAACUGUCAUUCUAUUUGUGGAACAAAGGAUUUUCCGCACCUACCCAAGGAAUAGCACUCGAGCUCUGGCUCCUAUGCUACAAUAAAACCAGGCUUGUCAUGUAUCUGUCAGAUAAAUGUGUCAUAAGGAGCGCAGACACCUUUAUAUGCUGACAACCACUGUGACACUGGGGGGAUGUUUAGGUAAUAGAGCAUCCAAAGCAAUCCUACAAGCAGCACAUUAACAAAUAAAAAUGAGAUUCUGUAUUACAGGGCCCAGGGUUUGCCAAAUGUGAAGGCUUCUUAAUGGAUUCAAACCUCCUGUGCAGUGAGUAGUUUCAGGGCAAAGGGGUACUGACCCUGGUUAUAGUAGUGGACAUUAGCCCCUGCUAGGCUUUUGCAGAUGGUGGACAGACACAGAGGUACUGUUCAUCAACCAGAGUUCCUCAAUCCAAGGCCAGGUAAAAAAAGAUCAUGGGGUGCACAGGGCACUUUAAGAGAAAUCAGGAUCUCUCGCUGGGGUCACUCUGUCUAUGUUUUUGUUCUAAGAGGAAAAAUUCUUUGAUUAUUAUUAGGCUAAAAGAGGAACAUGAAAGUUGCUUGGGAAGGAUAAUGAUGGUUUAUUUUGCCACAAGACAGAAUUCAAACUCUGGAUAUCUGGCAACUCAAUACUAUCAAUUAAACGAAUCACAUGAUCCACAGUAACAGGCUGAGUACUGCAUUUCUUCCAAUACCACAAGCAUGUGCUGAACAAA
Pygocentrus nattereri (red-bellied piranha) is the source of this 4362-nucleotide messenger RNA. It is a transcript of the gene lrrc24, whose product is annotated as leucine rich repeat containing 24. The transcript has 5 exons. NCBI's taxonomy places the organism in Eukaryota, Metazoa, Chordata, Actinopteri, Characiformes, Serrasalmidae. Bases 431 to 2245 code for a protein of 604 amino acids. Gene Ontology annotation, molecular function: protein binding. The record is from RefSeq and is a predicted model, not a curated record.